UAACGUAUCGACAUGUAUUUUAUAUCGACCUAUGUACUUAUAAUGUUCCGGGACUGUUUAGAAACUCACAUGCAGAGUUGUUCUUUUUAACGUUUCGUGUCUGUUCUGCAUCUGUAAAGUCAGCAAACUUUUGUGUUCGCGUGUCAUGGUCAAAUGAAUAAGGCGUAAGAUAGGCUGCCUUCCGAAUAUUGACGAAUAUGUAUUUGGAAGGUAUACGAAUAUAUUUACUUAUCUUGUAAGGGUGUUUGAACUGCACCGCAAGGCGCGAGAAUGCUGCCUGCCUUCACGAGCCUCAGACACUUCGCCACAAACACGAUGAGGAGAGCAGCGUCUGAGUUCAGAAUGACCGUCCCGUGGGGAGAGAUGAGAGGUCAGGUUUGGGGUCCUUCUAAUGGUCGUCCCGUGCUGUGCUUGCACGGUUGGUCUGACAACAGCGGGACUUUCAAUAAUCUGAUCCCGCUGCUUCCUAAAGACUGCAGAUUUGUAGCCAUUGACUUUCCAGGUCAUGGUUUCUCAUCUCAUAGGCCCGAUGGAUGCUUUUACACCUUCCCUUUGUACGUGGCAGAUGUGCGACGAGUUGUAGAAGCUCUUCAGUGGAAGCGAUUCUCUAUCAUUGGACAUAGUAUGGGUGGGAAUGUGGCAGGAAUGUUUACUGCUUUGUACCCAGAGAUGGUUGAUGCCAUAGUUCUCCUGGAUACUUAUGGAUUCCUCCCAACACAAGUGACGGACAUGUAUGAGAACAUGAGGAAAGGGAUAAAUGAUCAACUUCAAUACGACAACAAGACGGAGGAUAGGAAAGAGAGGGUCUACACGUAUGAGAAAGCCAAAGAAAGGUUGAAGACUGCAAACCCCUUUCUCUCCGAUCAGUCUGCAGUGAUUCUGUUAGAGCGGGCGGUCAGAGAAGUCGAGGGAGGAUUUGUAUUUACCAGAGAUAUGAGAAUUAACCUGAAAAACAUUGUGAGUAAUAGUAUGGAGCUGUGCCUCCACAUGCUGUCACUAGUUGAAGCCCCAGUGAUGAUAGUGCUGGCAAACGACGGCCUGUACAAAAUAUUUAUUCUGCCCGAUGGAUAUAUUGAUACGAUUCGGAAAGGCUGGACUGAUCAAAAUGCCACCAUUGUUGAUGUAGAAGGGGAUCAUCAUAUUCACCUGAACAAACCUGAGGCCGUGGCCUCCGUAAUCACUGAUUUUCUUCAGUCACACGGCCCUGACAAUAACCAGUCUUCCAAAUUAUAGCACACACAUGCUAAUUUAAAUAAUGAAAAGGCCUAUACUGAGUCAUAAUAUUCAUACCGUUGACCGCUUCUUUUUACUGUAAUGCUUUAAGCAUCACAAACCUAUUUCUUUCUCUUUUUUUCAGUUUAAAAUAGGUGUUUUAUUUGAAAACGUUCAGAACAAUUUGAGAAUUUUGCACUGUCCGUUUGCCUUCCGUUUUUAAGAAGAAAUUAAGUCCGUGCUGAUGGAAAUCUCGUUCACACCUCAUAGUAGGUAUGGUGCUUCUGUUAUAUUGGCAAAAUACAAAUGCUGCUGCUGACAAACACUGACCGAGGUUAGUGCUGAAUCACUUUAUGCAUUACCGGAUUUAAAAGAAGCCGCCUAUAUGUGAUGCACAUACAAGUUUUUUAAAAACGUGUUAUUAAGUAUUAACUAAAACAUGUGUUAAUUUUUACUUUUGUUUUGAUGAAGCAAAACUAAACAUUAAAGUGUAAAAUUAAA
Puntigrus tetrazona (Sumatra barb) is the source of this 1713-nucleotide messenger RNA. It is a transcript of the gene serhl, whose product is annotated as serine hydrolase like. The record is from RefSeq and is a predicted model, not a curated record. The coding region runs from base 271 to 1233 and encodes 320 amino acids. Lineage: Eukaryota; Metazoa; Chordata; Actinopteri; Cypriniformes; Cyprinidae. The transcript is spliced from 12 exons.